Messenger RNA from Erinaceus europaeus (western European hedgehog), 10576 nucleotides. RefSeq names its product neuron navigator 3 (gene NAV3). The record is from RefSeq and is a predicted model, not a curated record. Gene Ontology annotation, biological process: nervous system development; neurogenesis. The coding region runs from base 759 to 7640 and encodes 2293 amino acids. The transcript has 39 exons. Gene Ontology annotation, molecular function: ATP binding; protein binding; ATP hydrolysis activity. NCBI's taxonomy places the organism in Eukaryota, Metazoa, Chordata, Mammalia, Eulipotyphla, Erinaceidae.
CGGGGCGGCGCGCUGGGCGGGGAGGCGCGGCCCGGCCGGGGCGAAGAAAGAGCCGGGAGGGUGUGCAGAGGAGGCGCGCCAGGUCCCGCGCCAGUGCUCGGCCGCCCCCGGGCAGUUCCCCCCCCACCCCCAGAGCUGCCGAGGGGCUGCAGCUUAGACCCCCAGUGCCUCCCGCUCCCCGGGGCGGAUUUCCAUAGUAACCCGCGCCUCCGCCUCCCGGACCUGAGGCAUUCGGCUGCACCCUGGCUGCAGGCAAGCCGCUCCGGCUGCACCCUGGCUGCACCCACGUCGCUCAGGCUGCACCCUGGCUGCACCUCGGCUGCACCCCGUCUGCAUCCCAGCCGCUCAGACUGCACCCCGCCUGCACCCCGGCUGCUCCCAAGCUGCUCCGGGUGCACCCCGCCUGCACCCCGUCUGCACCCGUCCAGGUUUAUAGAAUCUGUAUUUCUUUGAACAUGGAAAACUAUGAAGAACAAAAAAGAUAGCCCUUGGAGUUUGAAUUCCUGGAUGAAGAUUUUGCUUAUGAGAUAACCGCAUUUGAAAACGCUAUGUUGAUUUGGAAAUUCCUGGGAAUACUACAGAAUUAUUUUUUUCCCUUCCACCCAUGGAUUUGCCGAUCAUUGCUUGGAGCUGAGGACAUUCAGAGGUGGUACGUGAUGUGAAAGGUGGCAUGACUGCAUUUCCCUAGCAAUUCCGUCUUGGAUUAGUUUGCUGCUCCUUUGAAGAGACUCCACUUUGCGAGGGGAAAACCGACUGUGAUGGAUUUAUCCUCAGAGAUGAACAGGCAUGGGAAGAAUCCAGUGAGUCACAAGCUAGAAGACCAGAAGAAGAUCUACACUGACUGGGCCAACCACUAUCUGGCAAAAUCAGGCCACAAGCGGCUGAUCAAGGACUUACAACAGGAUAUAGCAGAUGGAGUCUUACUAGCGGAAAUUAUCCAGAUCAUUGCGAAUGAAAAAGUGGAAGAUAUCAAUGGAUGUCCUAGAAGUCAUUCUCAGAUGAUUGAGAAUGUUGAUGUCUGCCUUAGUUUUCUAGCUGCCAGAGGAGUCAAUGUUCAAGGUCUGUCUGCUGAAGAAAUCAGAAAUGGAAACUUAAAAGCCAUCCUAGGGCUGUUUUUCAGUCUGUCCCGCUACAAGCAGCAGCAGUGCCACCAACAACAGUAUCACCAGUCUCUGCUCCACCACAGAGUCCCUCCUGUCCAUCCCCAACCGGAAGCCAACCAGGCCAAAGCCCAGCAAGAUAUGCAGUCCAGUCUGGCAGCCAGAUAUGCAACUCAGUCUAAUCACAGUGGAAUUGCAAGCAGUCAGAAAAAGCCUACUAGGCUUCCUGGGCCCUCCAGGGGGGCAGGCACAGGCAGCAGCAAGGCCCAAGGAGCCUCCAACUUAAACAGGAGAAGUCAAAGCUUUAACAGCAUGGACAAAAACAAGCCUCCCAAUUAUGCAAACGGCAAUGAGAAAGAUUCUUCCAAAGGACCUCAGCCACAGGCAAGUGUCAAUGGCAACAUGCAGCUCCCCGGCCCCGCGGGCCAGCCCCCGGCCUCCGCCAUCCCAUCACCCAGUGCCAGCAAGCCUUGGCGGAGCAAGUCCAUGAACGUCAAGCACAGUGCCACUUCCACCAUGCUGGCAGUGAAGCAGCCCAGCCCGGCCACCUCCCCUCCACCCCCGGCUGCUGCAGCCACUGACAGGCUCAAGGCCCCUUGCUCAGAGGGUGGUGGCAAGACUCCUUCCUCAGGCCAGAAAUCCAUGCUGGAGAAGUUCAAGCUGGUCAAUGCCCGGUCGGCUCUCCGCCCCCCACAGUCUGCAAGUUCGAGUCCCGGGGAAGGUGGGAAGGACGAAGAUGCCUUUUCAGAGUCUGGAGAGAUGGAAGGAUUUCCCAGUGGCCUUCACUGCGGGGGCUCCACCAACAGCAGCCCCAAAGCAUCCCCCAAGUUAACCCCUCCGAAAGCUGGGAGCAAACACCUCAACAAUAAAAAGUCCCCGCUUCAGCUGAAGGACAAAGAGGACAAAAGCAGGGACAAAAGCAAAGAGGGUGGUGGUGACAAACCUCUCAAGGAGGACAAGGAGCCAGUGGCAGAGACGGCGCCCAAAAAGACGUCUAAAAUAGCCAGCCUGAUCCCAAAGGGCAGCAAGGCCUCAGGAGCCAGGAAAGAAAGUUUCAUGCCAGCGUCCAGUGGCAUCCCCAAGCCAGGUUCCAAGGUGCCCACCAAGCAGACUCUUUCUCCAGGCACCACGGGCAGCAAAGACUCUGAGAAAUUCAGGACUAGUAAGGGAAGCCCUGCCCAGUCCUUUCCUAAGCCUACAGCCCCGGAAAAGACAAGCACAGCCAGCGGCCCUGCACCUUCGGAAGGGAGGGAAGGCGGCCAGGCCUCUCAGGCAUUGCAGGGCAGUGGGCAGAGCCCAGGAAACGGAACUACCCAGCUCCAACAGCAGCCACACAGCCACCCCAACACCGCCACUGUGGCCCCUUUCAUUUACAGAGCACAAUCAGAAAAUGAAGGCACUCCUUUGCCAUCCACCGAUGCCUGCACCAGCCCCACGAAAAUGGAUUUGUCUUACAGUAAGACUGCCAAGCAGUGCCUAGAGGAAAUAUCUGGUGAAGACCCUGAAGCAAGAAGAAUGCGAACCGUUAAAAACAUUGCAGAUUUAAGACAAAAUCUAGAAGAGACGAUGUCCAGUCUUCGUGGGACCCAGAUAAGUCACAGCACCCUGGAGACAACUUUUGACAGCACUGUGACCACAGAAGUAAAUGGCAGGACCAUCCCCAACUUAACAGGUCGACCCACUCCCAUGUCCUGGAGACUGGGCCAGGCUUGUCCCCGCCUGCAGGCUGGAGACGCCCCUUCCCUGGGGGCUGGUUAUCCCCGGAGCGGCACCAGUCGGUUCAUUCACACGGACCCCUCCCGGUUCAUGUACACCACACCUCUCCGUCGAGCUGCCGUCUCUCGGCUGGGAAACAUGGCCCAGAUUGACAUGAGCGAGAAAGCAAGCAGUGACCUGGACAUGUCUUCCGAAGUGGAUGUCGGAGGCUACAUGAGUGACGGUGACAUCCUUGGGAAGAGUCUCCGGGCAGAUGAUAUCAACAGUGGGUACAUGACAGAUGGGGGGCUCAGCCUGUAUACCAGAAGUCUGAACCGAGUACCAGACGCAGCUACCUCCAGAGACGCCAUGCAGAGAGGGGUGCAUGACGUCACAGAUGCAGACAGCUGGGAUGACAGCAGUUCUGUGAGCAGUGGCCUCAGUGACACCUUGGAUAAUAUCAGCACUGAUGACCUAAAUACCACCUCCUCAGUCAGCUCCUACUCCAACAUCACCGUCCCUUCCAGGAAAAACACUCAGUUGAAGACAGAUUCGGAGAAACGUUCUGUAGCAGAUGAGACAUGGGAUUACAGUGAGGAACUGAAAAAGUCCGAUGAAGACUUUGCCAGCCCCGGAGACAGUAGUGGCAAGUGGAAAAGUGUUACCUCAGGACUCCCAGAAGAUUCAGAGAAGACAGGACAGAAGGCUUCCCUGUCUGUGUCACAGACAGGGCCGUGGAGGAGAGGCAUGUCUGCUCAAAGCGGGACACCGUCUAGGCAGAAAGCCACGACAAGCACACUCAAGACCCCGGGCAAAACGGAUGAUGUCAAAGCUUCUGAGAAAGGGAAGACUCCUCUGAAAGGAUCAUCUCUCCAGAGAUCUCCAUCAGAUGCUGGAAAAAGCAGUGGAGAUGAAGGCAAAAAGCCCCCAUCCGGCAUUGGAAGAUCCACAGCUACUGGUUCGUUUGGGUUUAAGAAGCCAAGUGGGGUUGGUUCCUCGACCAUCAUCACCAGCAGCGGUGCUACCAUCACCAGCGGCUCAGCCACCUUGGGGAAAAUCCCCAAAUCUGCUGCCAUCAGUGGGAAGUCAAAGGCAGGGAGGAAAACCAGUCUGGAUGGCUCACAGAACCAAGAUGACGUACUGCACGUCAGCUCUAAGACAUCGCUGCAGUACCGAAGCUUGCCCCGCCCGGCCAAGUCCAGCCCCAGUGGGAUCCCCGGCCGGGGUGGACACAGAUCCAGCACCAGCAGCAUCGACUCCAAUGUCAGCAGCAAGUCUGCGGGUGCCACCACCUCAAAACUCAGGGAGCCCACCAAGAUUGGAUCUGGGCGCUCCAGUCCGGUCACAGUCAACCAGACAGAUAAGGAGAAGGAAAAAGUCACAGUGUCAGAUUCAGAGAGUGUUUCAUUGUCGGGUUCCCCUAAAUCGAGUCCCACCUCUGCCAAUGCCUGUGGGACACAAGGGCUCAGGCAACCAGGCUCCAAGUAUCCUGAUAUUGCCUCACCUACGUUUCGCAGGUUGUUUGGUGCCAAGGCAGGUGGGAAAUCUGCCUCUGCACCUAAUACUGAGGGGGUGAAAACGUCCUCACUGUUACCCAGCCCUAGUACCACAUUAGCACGGCAAGGCAGUCUGGAAUCACCGUCGUCUGGGACGGGCAGCAUGGGCAGUGCUGGUGGUCUGAGUGGCAGCAGCAGUCCUCUCUUCAAUAAACCCUCAGACUUAACUACAGAUGUCAUAAGCUUAAGUCACUCGUUGGCUUCCAGCCCGGCAUCGGUGCACUCUUUCACAUCAGGUGGUCUCGUGUGGGCUGCCAAUCUGAGCAGUUCCUCUGCCGGCAGCAAGGACACUCCCAGCUACCAGUCCAUGACUAGCCUCCAUACGAGCUCAGAGUCUAUUGACCUUCCCCUCAGCCAUCAUGGCUCCCUGUCCGGACUGACCACAGGUGCUCACGAGGUGCAAAGCCUGCUCAUGAGAACGGGUAGUGUGAGAUCCACUCUCUCAGAAAGCAUGCAGCUUGACAGAAAUACACUACCCAAAAAGGGACUAAGAUAUACCCCAUCAUCUCGGCAGGCCAACCAGGAAGAGGGCAAAGAGUGGUUACGUUCCCAUUCAACUGGUGGACUACAGGAUACCGGCAACCAGUCACCUCUGGUCUCUCCAUCUGCCAUGUCAUCUUCUGCAACUGGAAAAUACCAUUUCUCUAACUUGGUGAGCCCGACCAAUCUGUCUCAGUUCAACCUGCCGGGGCCCAGCAUGAUGCGUUCUAACAGCAUCCCAGCCCAGGACUCUUCCUUCGACCUCUAUGACGACUCCCAGCUUUGCGGGAGUGCCACGUCUCUGGAGGAACGGCCGCGGGCCAUCAGCCACUCGGGGUCUUUCCGAGACAGCAUGGAGGAAGUUCAUGGUUCCUCUUUAUCGCUGGUCUCCAGCACGUCUUCCCUUUACUCAACGGCAGAAGAAAAGGCUCACUCAGAGCAAAUCCACAAACUGCGGCGGGAGCUGGUGGCCUCACAAGAGAAAGUGGCUACCCUCACAUCUCAGCUGUCAGCAAAUGCUCAUCUUGUCGCAGCCUUUGAGAAGAGUCUAGGGAAUAUGACUGGCCGACUGCAGAGUCUAACCAUGACAGCGGAACAGAAGGAGUCUGAACUGAUAGAAUUAAGAGAAACCAUUGAAAUGCUGAAGGCCCAGAACUCUGCUGCUCAGGCCGCCAUUCAGGGAGCUCUGAAUGGCCCAGAUCAACCGCCCAAAGAUCUUCGCAUCAGAAGACAGCACUCGUCAGAGAGUGUCUCCAGUAUCAACAGUGCCACAAGCCAUUCCAGCAUUGGCAGUGGCAAUGAUGCUGACUCCAAGAAGAAGAAGAAGAAGAACUGGCUGAGAAGCUCAUUCAAGCAAGCCUUUGGGAAGAAGAAGUCCACCAAGCCGCCUUCCUCCCACUCAGACAUUGAAGAACUAACAGAUUCCUCCCUCCCGGCCUCCCCAAAAUUGGCCCACAAUGCUGGUGACUGCAGCUCAGCCUCCAUGAAGCCCUCACAGUCCACCUCAGCGAUCUGUGAAUGCACAGAGGCUGAGGCAGAGAUAAUUCUGCAGCUAAAGAGUGAGCUCAGAGAAAAGGAAUUAAAAUUAACAGAUAUCCGGCUGGAGGCUCUCAGCUCUGCUCAUCAUCUGGACCAGAUCCGCGAAGCCAUGAACCGGAUGCAGAAUGAAAUCGAGAUACUGAAGGCUGAGAAUGACCGGUUGAAGGCGGAAACAGGCAACACAGGGAAGCCUGCUCGCCCUCCCUCAGACUCCUCCAGCACAGCUUCCUCCUCCUCUUCACGGCAGUCUCUGGGGCUGUCUCUCAACAACCUAAACAUCACGGAGUCUGUCACUUCAGAUAUUUUGCUAGAAGACGCCGGAGAUGCCACUGGACACAAAGACAGCCGAAGUGUGAAGAUCCUGGUCUCCAUUAGCAAGGGCUAUGGCCAGGCAAAGGAUCAGAAGUCUCAGGCCUAUUUGAUAGGAUCCAUUGGCAUUAGUGGAAAAACCAAGUGGGAUGUAUUAGAUGGUGUAAUUAGACGUCUCUUUAAGGAAUAUGUAUUCCGGAUUGACACGUCCUCAAGCCUUGGUCUGAGCUCCGACUGCAUCGCGAGCUACUGCAUAGGAGACUUAAUUCGAUCCCAGAGCCUGGAAGUGCCUGAACUGCUGCCCUGUGGCUACCUUGUUGGAGAUAACAACACCAUCACUGUGAACCUCAAAGGGGUAGAAGAAAACAGUCUGGACAGUUUUGUUUUUGAUACGCUGAUUCCUAAGCCAGUUACCCAAAGGUACUUUAACUUGUUGAUGGAGCAUCACAGAAUUAUCCUCUCAGGACCAAGUGGCACUGGAAAGACCUACUUAGCAAACAAACUCGCCGAAUAUGUGAUCACCAAAUCCGGGAGGAAGGAAACGGAGGAUGCGAUUGCCACUUUCAAUGUGGACCACAAGUCAAGCAAGGAAUUGCAGCAGUAUCUAGCUAACCUGGCUGAGCAGUGCAGCGCUGAUAAUAAUGGCGUAGAGCUCCCCGUCGUAAUAAUCCUCGAUAACCUCCACCACGUGGGCUCUUUGAGUGAUAUCUUCAAUGGCUUUCUCAACUGUAAAUACAACAAAUGUCCAUAUAUUAUUGGAACAAUGAAUCAGGGAGUUUCUUCAUCGCCAAAUCUUGAACUGCAUCACAACUUCAGGUGGGUGCUAUGUGCAAACCAUACAGAACCAGUGAAAGGCUUCUUGGGCAGGUACCUUCGGAGGAAACUGAUAGAAGUGGAAAUUGAAAAGAACACACGGAACAGUGACCUUGUGAAAAUCAUAGAUUGGAUUCCCAAGACGUGGCAUCAUCUCAACAGCUUUUUGGAAACACACAGUUCUUCUGAUGUUACCAUUGGUCCCCGCCUUUUUCUUCCUUGCCCCAUGGAUGUGGAAGGUUCUCGAGUGUGGUUCAUGGAUCUCUGGAACUAUUCUUUGGUACCUUAUAUUCUAGAGGCAGUGAGAGAAGGUCUUCAGACAUAUGGCAAGCGAGCACCAUGGGAAGAUCCUUCAAAAUGGGUGCUUGACACUUACCCGUGGAGCUCAGCAUCGAUGCCUCAGGAAGGCCCGGCCUUGCUUCAGCUUAGGCCAGAAGACGUUGGCUAUGAAGGCUGCGUCACCAGCAAGGAAGCCACAACCUCAAAGCACAUUCCACAUACUGACGUGGAGGGAGAUCCCCUGAUGAACAUGCUCUUGAAGCUUCAAGAAGCAGCCAACUACACAGGCACACAGAGCUGUGACAGCAACAGUACCGCCACCAGCCACCCUGAAGACAUUCUGGAUUCCUCUCUUGAAUCUACUCUCUAGAGAGGAAGAACUCAGGCUGGGGGUGGGGGGAGGGCCACUAGGCUUUGGGGAAAAAACAAAAACAAAAGUUAAAAAACAGAGAAAAAAAAAAGUAUUCUCACCAAACCACUACCAGUAUGACAGCACCCUAUCCAGGGCCCUGGCCCCAAGCUGUGGUCUCCCCAGGAAGUUACAGGGCACAGAGCAGAGUCUGAGCCACCAAGAUGCUCACUUACAAUGAAGCUUCAUGUUGUUGAUGAUUUUUGUUGUUGUUGUUACUAUUAUUAUUUUCUGCAUCUGGAGAGAGAUAGAAGAGGCUUCAUUACUCCCCUGGAGAGGAUCCGAGUGGCAGGGCAACUGGAUAGAUUGCACAUAAAAUAGGCAAACUGGACGCUGAGGGUUUUUUUUAUUAUUAUUAUUUUUCUCUUACCUUUAUUUAUUGGAUAGAGACAGCCAGAAAUCAAGAGGGUUGAGGGAGAGAGACACCUGUAGUCCUGCUUCACCACUCACAAAGCUUUCCCCCCUGCAGGUGGGGCCCGGGGGCCUCGAACCUGGGUCCUUGUGCGUUGUAACAUGUGCCCAGGUGCAUCACCCCCUGCCCCUAAUUUUUUUUUGCCCCUUUUUUAAAAGUUUACAAUGCAGGCCUUUCUUUCUCUCCGUCUCUCUCUCUCUCUCCAUAUAUAUAUAUAUAUAUAUAUAUAUAUAUAUUUAAUCCCUUCCUUUUCUUUCUUCCAAGGGGCCAUUCUUCCAAGGCAGGGUUCACCCUUCUGCUCCAUCCAACCUCCUUCUGUGCCCAUGGUGCUGGUCUGUGCUGUGCCCUCACCCCCCCACCCCAGUUUAUCCAGAACCCAAGCCAGGAGGCCUUUCUUUCUCUGUAAGCACAAACACCCUUGUGCACCUGCCAGGGAAACAGGGCUGCUAUGAGCUGAAGUGCCAAGUUCAUUUCUAACUGUCAGGUUCACAGGAUGUGCUCUACCAGCUGCCCAGCAUCUGCGUCACAGGGUUUUAUAAGGUUUUUUUGGUUUUAUUGUUUGUUUUUUACCACCUCAGUCUUUGGACACCACCUACCCACUCCCUUAACAAGAGUUUUAUACCAAUUUUUUUUUUUUGUCAACACUGACACAAGGCUUUUUAGGGCUUUCCUCUUGUUUGAGCCUUGUCAGUGAAAGGAGGGACAUUUCUUAUGGUGCUGUCUCACUGCCUUAAAACACACACACACACACACACACACACACACACACACACACACACACACACAGAGAUUUUUACAACAGUUUGACAGUUGAUUUCAACUCCUAACUACCAUUGUCUUUUCAUUUAUGACCCAGUCACAUCUGUUAAUAUCAUAUGUCCUCUCUCUAUUAGCAUGGCUUUUACUUUAUCCUUAGAGGAAACGGAUGGGAGAGAGAGAGAGAGAGAGAGAGAGAGAGAGAGAGAGAUGGAGAGAGAGAUCUUUUUACCUUGUGUGUGGAAUGUUUAGCCUAUCCUUCCAAGUAUUUCAAGUAACCUCUCAGAAACCCUCUGUAACCAUCACAUAGUCAAGGCUAAGACAGGGCUAAAUCCUAUCCGGUUCUUGGUGAAAGAGUUUCAGGAAGACAGGAGAUUUGAAAUUCUUCCCCAGGAGAGCUGGAAGCACUAGAUGCAGCAUGAGCACGACUCUUUAGCUUCCCUUCCCUAGUCUCUUACUGUUAUGAUUAUUCUAAGUUUUGAGCAUGUCGUUUCGAUGGCUAUCACUGUACUCGAGAAUUUCAGUAUUCAAGAGCACAGAGGCAGGGGCGGGCCUUGACAUGGUAACCCAGGUCAGAUUUGCACAGUCGACUGGGUAGGUUUUAUAAAUACUGAUUUAUAACACUUGGCAGGAAGCAGAACAAGUAAAAGGAAUAUACAGAAUGCAGACCCUCAAUCCAGAAAGCUGUUCUUAUCUGGUGUGUUUGCCUCUCCCCCCCCCCUUUUUUUUCUUUUUUUUCUACAAUUGUUCUGACUCUGCAGACAUCAACAGUUCUAGAGUGAGCAUGCAUCAAAAACUGUCCAUGCAGCUGGUACCAUUUUGGAACAUUGAACAUGUCUGAGAAUGCAUAUGAAAAAAAAAGGAGUGUGGUCACAGGAGAGUGACUGUCACACCCAGAGGACAGGUUCUAAGCUUGUCAAAACGCUCUGGGGGAGUCAGGGGGUGGGAGGGAGGCUUGGCCAUGCUGUAGACUUGUUCUCAGUGUGUGAAAAAAGUAGACUUGGUGCUACUCUUUUGUGAUCACCCUUGGGUCAGCUGCUAUAUAUGGAACAGUAACAGCAGGAGACAUUGUACCUUUUUUUUUUUUUUUCUUCCAGAGGGUCACCGGCUCUGUAGAUACUACUACUCGGUGCUAUUGCCCUAAGGGGAAUCUAAACUGAGUUUAUGCACCUCUAGAUUCGCCAUACUGACUUUUGAAGCCUCCCAACAUGGAUCCCAUCUGUUGUGAAAUAUCAAUGUGUGCGUGAGGGUGUGCGUGUGCGUGCGUGUGUAGCUGGCAGAGUGACGCGUUGCCCUUGUCCCUUACAUGAGCUGAGAAAAUAGCUCAUUUCCCCCCUCGCCAUUCUGAGACCCACGAGUCAAACAUGAUUCAUUAAGCAAACCCCGCAAUACAUCUCCAGUUGGUUCAUCUCGUUUACAACUGAAACUAGUUUGUGAAGCAUUUGUCUGUACACAUUUUAUAUUUUGUACAUUUUGGAUGUAACAUAUCAUGUAAAUAGAAACAGUCGGGGGGGGGGGGAAAUCAUCUGAUAAGUUUUGUAGUCUUUGUAAAGCCCCAACGAUAAGUACUUGGUGUCAGUGGACUUAACUGGAUGAUGAUGUAUUUUCUAUUGGUUGGUUGUUUCUCUAGCUUAUAAACCAGCUUGCAUCUAUUUUUUUGCAAAUGUGUACCCUGUAUCUGUCUAAAUUAUUACUUUACCAUUAAAGUGGAAUUAUUUAUUGACAAGAA